GGGAUGUAACGUAAGAAAAUGACAGACACCAAUGACUCUGCAUGUACACGCCUCCUUCCUCUUUAUAUGCCACGUCUCUCCUCUCUCUCUCUCUCUCUCUCUCUCUGUCUCCCCCCCGAAAUCCGCCAAUGCCGGCCACACUGCGCAAGAACCUCAACCUCUGCUUCACGAGGUGGGAGCCUCCGCUCUCACCCCAAUCCCCGUCCCCACCGUUCUCCGCCACCCCCACCUCCACCCUCAUCAAGAACUUCAACACCCUCUACGACCCCACCCUCCACCCCUCGUCCUCGUCCUCGUCCUCGUCCUCCUCAACCUUCUCGACCUCCGACGCCGCCGCCGCUGACCUUGACCUCGCCGCCGCCUUCGCCUCCCAGCGUUUCUUCUUCUCCUCCCCGGGCCACUCCAACUCCAUCUUCGACUCCGCGCCUUCUGUCGCCGCAGCCGCCGCCGCCGCCCCCAGGCCGGAGCCCGCGGCGUCGCUUGUCGACGACAGCGUCGCCGUCCCCACCUACUCCCCCGACCCCUACGCGGACUUCCGGCGGUCCAUGCAAGAAAUGGUGGAGGCGCGCCAGCUGUUCGACGUAAAGUCCGACUGGGACUUCCUGCACGAGCUGCUCCUGCGCUACCUUGCGCUGAACCCCAAGAGCACCCACAAGUUCAUCGUCGGCGCUUUCGCCGACCUCCUCGUCAGCCUCAUGUCGCAGCCACGGCAACGGAGCGGCCACGGCAGAGUCGAGUAUUCCCACGGUGGCAACGGAUGUAAGAUUUUCCGGCGCCGCAUUAAUUAGAUUACGAUAAACACUAGCAAACCAUGUUUGUGCAGUCGAUUAAACGAAAGAGGGACCACGAUGUCCUAUCCCCGAUGCACAAAAUGAAUUCUUUUUUGUGGGGUAGGCGUCAUAUACGGGCCUUCCCCAUUCUGUGUCUUCAUGUCGUGUACAUCAAAUCAUAUAUAUUCAAAACUAUGGUUCUAUGGAGUAACGUGGCCUACUUAUCACUCUCGUCAAAUAUGGAUUAGUCACUAAGUAG
This is a messenger RNA of Rhodamnia argentea, 1029 nucleotides long. RefSeq names its product transcription repressor OFP12-like. The coding region runs from base 42 to 788 and encodes 248 amino acids. The record is from RefSeq and is a predicted model, not a curated record. Gene Ontology annotation, biological process: negative regulation of DNA-templated transcription. The transcript is spliced from 2 exons. NCBI's taxonomy places the organism in Eukaryota, Viridiplantae, Streptophyta, Magnoliopsida, Myrtales, Myrtaceae.